Molecule: messenger RNA, 8035 nt
Organism: Caenorhabditis sp. 36 PRJEB53466
Lineage: Eukaryota; Metazoa; Nematoda; Chromadorea; Rhabditida; Rhabditidae
Source: the annotation of a GenBank genome assembly
AUGGAAAAUGUGCCUGGGCCAAGAAAAAGGAAUAGAAAACAACUUUCGUAUGAUGACGUCAUAGAACAACUCUCAAAACUCGAUUUCUCCAACAACAAAAAGGUUAUUGAUGAUUUGAAUCAGACGUUGAAUGGCGGAAUACUGGUCCCAACACUUGUUCACCAAAUUCUCUAUCAUUUUGAAGACUUUGAAUCACAAAAAUUGUACAUCACACACUUACGAGAAGCACUUGAGUUGUCAUGGAAUGCACCCGUUCAACACGACGAUUUGGACUACAUGUAAGUGAAAUUGUGAACUGAUUUCUGUUAAGAAUUCUUUAAUUUCAGAACUUCCGUGACUGGCAAGCAAGGCUACUCAAUCAACGCAGUGUUCCAGUUCAAAACAUCUCACGAAUUAGACAAAUCUCAAAAAAUCAGCAUUUCUGUUGGUGAUUUACGAGUUACCAUCGAGUUCUCAAACAGUGAUAGUGAGACGGAUCUCAAAUGCUUCUUUGUAUCAAACAACGGGUCAGUUUAAUUCGAAAAUGUAUAUUUUUUGUUUUCCUACGGCCUCGCAUGGGACGCGUCUGCGGCGCUUGGACGCGUCUGCGGCGCUUGCACGCGUCUGCGGCGCUUGGACGCGUCUGCGGCGCUUGGACGCGUCUGCGGCGCUGGGACGCGUCUGCGGCGCUGGGACGCGUGUGCGGCGCUUGGACGCGUCUGCGGCGCUGGGACGCGUCUGCGGCGCACGCGGUGCGGGCUCGGUUUUGUCCGAUUCGUCUUUCUUUCUGCUGCCCUCAGCGGACCGACAGACGCUUCUUGUGUGUUAUAUAUAAGAAAGACUGAUAAUGUGUUUUAGGAAGCAAUUUAUGGAACUGAUUCCUUGUGCACACAAAGUUCAUCAACUGAUGGUUCAGAUAUCAAGCCCUGAGACCAAAGUUGUUUUAUUGGUUUGUUCUAUAAACAUUAUCAAUUUUAUAUUUAGAAUUUCAGAUUGAUGACAAAAUUCAUGUAUUCGAGCCAAACUAUGAGAAAGAAGUGGACGAAUUGAAAAUAUCCGUGUGCUCUCUACAUCAUACAAUUCCGGUUGUUUUUCAAGGUAAUUCACUAAAGAUCCUCCCCGGAACAUUAUCUAUUUUAGGUGAUUUCCAAUCCCUCUAUGAUGUAGUGGAAAUGGGAGUCACUCCGAAAAACAUCGAAUACGCGCGGAAGUUUACACUUGAAAGUAAAGGAAGAAAGUUGUGUAUCGGGCAAAUGUUCCAUCCGGUGAUUCCAAUCAGACAAAACCAAGUGAUAAUGCCACGGAAGGAAUAUCCGGGGUUUGAAAACACUGCAGAACAACUGAGAGCCGCGGGAGGAUUUGGAUUUAUUUGUCACGCGUUUUUCAAGGUGAGAGUACAUAAAAGGGCAGACUUGCAAAAUUUUAGCAUGGUCCGGCGUUAAUUUCAAAAAUUUUCAAGUUUUUGUGAAACGGCACUAAUGAGUGCUCUGUUAGAAGUUGAGCAAGAAUUCAAGUUUCUCAUGAAAUGUUUCAUUUCAGCCGAGCUUUUGCAAAUCUGUAGAAGAGUCAGUUGAACAUUUUCAAACUUUUUAGGUGUUACUGAGGAGUUCGCCGGAUAAUGAAGAGUUACUGGUCCAUCUAUGGAAACUUUGGGAACUCUACCUCAACACCCCACACCCUUCUGCCGAGCAUUUAUCGCGUUUGGAUGCAAUACAAAUGAUUUCAUUAGCGUUCAGAAUUCCAAGAAAGCUUCCAGAAGUUAUUGUAGAGGUAAUGCAAGUAUAUAAGAGCCCCCUAAUAUACAUAGUUUCAGGACGUAAUUGAUAUGUGUAUAAACUUGAACGGUGCUAUCAAAGAAGUGAUACUUCUUAGAGAGUUACUCUCAGAAAACAAUUACUGGCAACACGACCUGCCCAUGUGCUACAGACUACUUGUUCGAUUCAAAUCGGCGGAUGCACUACCUCAUCUGGAAAAGUUACUUCCCUUGAUUCUUCAGGUAUUAUCAUAUCCAUUAACCAUUCAAUUCUUCAAACCCUUUCCAGAUUGUGGCAGAAAUAAUCAAAAAAGACAGAGGAUCUGAUGAUGUCCGAGAUAUUGUCACAAUCACUAUUGAGAUUUUCAAGAAAUGGUGUCGGGAUCAACAUCCUGUACGCACUUCUCAACUGGUCACUUUUAUGAUGGAGUUGUAUGAUUUCGAAAAGAUCAGCGCGAGAAUGGAAAAAUUCCUCUGGCUUGAUGAAAAUGGUAAGAAUUGAUUACAUUCUUAGUAUGAAUUCCAAAUGUUCUGUUGUUUUUAGCACUGGAAAGAGAAAUGUGCCGUCAGCCACACCUCAUUUUGACUGAAGAAGAGCCCGAGCACACCACACCACGAAAUGUGAGCAGACUUUUGCUACAAUUGGAUCUUCCGUUGGGAAAUGAAGACGAUGACGAACUUUUUCACUUUUUGGAGCCUGGCGAUGAGUGUCUCACUACCAAAGAUUUUAAAGCGAUGACACAGAACAGAGAUUUCAUGAUGAAAAGUGAGAAAUUAACUGUAUUGCGUAUUUCGAUUUCACUCUUUUAUAACACAGGCCUUCUACAAAUUCUUCAUCAGUCAUACGUUUUGUGCCCAGAUAAUCAAUAUGCUUGUUUUGACUCUAUCACGGCUGAGGUACGUAAACGUUUACAGAUUGACUCUGUGACAUUGAAUGUUUUAGAAAAUUUGUUAUCUAAUCGAAGUAAACAGUGAUGAGAAAGUAAUUGGAGCUCUGAUCGAGAUGUAUGAAGCGAUCAUUGUGGGUUUUACAAUAUUGCUAGAACAGUUCUACAUUAGGACAUUUCAGAAUCACAACGUUUACUCAGAGAAAAUCACAAAAAUCUAUCAGCUGAACCUAAUGCUGAUCCUUGCUCGCCAACUCAAAAACAAACCGCUGACAACUCAAACCAUAAAUGCUCUUUUCUCAAUUUUGCUCCGCGAGCAAGUAGACGUCUCCGCCGGAUUGGACACGUCGCAUUUGGAAGCAUUCGUGCCCAAUGCAAUCUCAUGUCAAUCCGUUUAUCCGUUGCUGACAGUACUUGAAGAGUCCGUGGAUGAUGUCGAGAUAACUGUCUUCACAGUUGUAUGUACUUCAUUGAACAAAGUGGGUUUUGACGUGAAAAGGAAGAAAGUACCGGAAUUGUUUCAGGUGUACACUAAUAACAACCAGCUUACUCAAGCAUUGACGAUGGCUGGAGUGGACGAGCAUAUGACUGGGAUACUGUUGAGACUUGCAAAGAUGGGUCACUUUCGGUCAGUUAAUUUUUUGAAUGCUUCACACUAAUUUCCAUACAAAUUCAAAAUUUUCAUGGGCAUUCGCAAAAAUGAGAAAAUUUGAACUAAAACUUCUUUUUUCACGAUCUAAUUGUCCUGAACUCACCUUUUGAAGCGUUUUGCUUACCCAUCUUUUGAUCAUAUUUGUGAUUUUAUGACCCAGCCCAGACCUUGCCUGAAGGCCGUAAAUUUUUGCAUGGCCCGUGACUAUUCGGGCCGGGCUCGCAAAACUUAAAAUAAAUCAAUAAAUUUCAGACUACGAAACGAAAAACUGAAAGCUCUACUUGAUACCUGGUUCGCAUUCGCCGUGAGCAUUAUCAGAGUCGGCGUGAACGGACGGAAAUCGGUUUUUGAAGGAGCAUCCCGGCUCAUUUCUCAUAUUCUUCUACUGUAUACUCAAGAAAACGGGAAGCUUCUGAACGACGAUAAUGAAGCACAACGGCUGAUCAGAGACAAUAUCUACUGGACUUUAUGUGUUCUGUUACUUCAAUUAUUUAAGUUCCUGCUCGACAUAGUUUUGGCGGAUUCGAACAAACAUCGAAGUGCGAGUAAUUCGUCGAUUAACAUGAUGGUCUAUGACGAGGAACCUGAGGAGAUUGAUGCGGCGCCAGUGAAACCGACCAAGUUCUGGGAUGAAAUCGCUCAGAAAGUGAAGGAAAGCGUACUCGGACCGAACUACAAUCUGCUGAAGUGUCCCUACCGGAAACAUAAAGACUCGCCGUUGACAGCUGAUGAGAUCCGACAUCGAAUCAGAGAUGUGCUCACUUUAUGCCAGUACUUUUUCAAAAUAACCACUCCGGAUGAUUCUGACGAGGAGGACAAUUUGUACCGUAUCUUCUUUGAAGAACUGUCAAGAUGGACACUAGAAGAUGUAAUUUUAACAAAGCGUGUUUUUGAAAACAAAAAAUGUUUCCAGGCUUGGCCGAACUGCAUUUGGAUUGCCACUGAUAUGAUGUUUGUGACAAACGUCUUCUCAAAUUGUGUUGCUUUCGUGCUCACUGACAUCCAUCGCUAUAUGAAUCCAUUUAGUGAGUCACUAAGACGCUCCCUACAUAAAUUAAAAUUUAAAUUUAGGAAAAGUGUUCAAUAGUCAAAAGUCUGGAAGAUUGGAGAUCCUCCUACAGCGGAUAGUAAGAAGUUAUCAGAAGAUUUCAACAGUUUUUGGAAACGUUAUGGUAAUCAAUCUGAUUUUCCAAAUCUAAAAUCAUCUAAAUAUUUGUUAGGACAUUGACCAGAUGAUUAGGUUGACCAUGGAGAACAUAACACAGAGGGAAGAUCAAAACUCGAAUCUUUUCAAGCUAGCGGUCAUAUUUCUGAACAGUCCGAGCCGAGAUCGCAGCAGAGGUAUCAAACAUUACACAAUUAUUUGUUCAGCCUAACAAUUCUAGGUCCAAUGGAUUAUCCACAGCCCCGAACUCCGGAUCUCAUUCAAAGACUGUUGGUUGAAAGUGAAAUCGCGUCCAGAUACUGGUUGGAUCAGCGAAACGAAGUGAUUUCCAAGAUCAAUUUGAAGGGGAAACUGCCGCAACCGCACAUUGAUGUUGUUGAGCUCAACUACAAACUUGAAGAACUUCAGAGAACUCUGACAGCACCCAAAAACCUGAAAAGAGUUUAUGAAGUGUGUGAACUUGUGGGAAAGUUGGAGCUGAAUGAAGUGAGCGCUCUCAUUUCACUUUUUUCUUGGUUCCAAUAUAAAUUAAAUUCAGCGGAGAAUGUCUCGAUUGAUACUUGUUAAACACAACUACAAACCCCGAAGAAUCUCAACGGUUCUCGGCCCGAAAGGUGAAAGAAUGGUCACAGAAAUGACAGAGAUCAAAACCGAGGGAAUGUUUGCAAACCAGGGAGAGUUCAAAAAGAUCAGCAUUUUUCGGGACGUUUUCGACGGGAUUUCGCUGUCCAGAUUCCGGAAACGAGAUGCCUACCUGAUGCAGUCACUUCACGGGGUUCUUAUCGCUAAUGGAGUACAGACGAACCCGAUAUUCUACAUCCACCACUUGGGCAUCACCACUCUUCCCUGUGGCUCACACGUCGUCGAGAAGACUUAUUGGUUCGAAGACAUAACGUUUAUCUUUCGAAGGCCUAUGCGUCCCUGGGAUGUGCUGGAAGUUUCGUUUGAGAUUCUCUUGAAAACUCAUGAAACGAUUAUGGUAUUUGCGCAGCAGGUUAGUUUGCGGAACACUAAUGAGUCAAAACUGUCUAUUGAAUUUUCAGAGAUUCGCAAAACUUCUCACUCACUAUGCAGGCAAGCUCAUCGCCAAAGAUGCUCAUCUGGUUGCGGUCACCAAGCAAUGGGAGGAAGGAAAAACGUCAAACUUUGACUACCUAAUGAUGCUGAACAUGUUCGCUGGAAGGACGAUCCACGACAGCAGUGCUUAUCCGAUCUUCCCGAGAAUCGUGGCAAAGUUUGAGAAUGAGAAGAUUGAUUUGCAAGACAAACGAUUAUACAGGUACGUAAUUCUAUAGUCCAUUUAUACAAGAAUUUUUCAGAAAACUUGAUUAUCCAGUUGCUGCUCAAGAUGUAUUGAUGAUUGAGAAACAUCGAGAGCAUUAUAAUGAACUGAAGGUACAUUUUUUCUUGUUCGGAAAAUGAGUAAUAGUAAUAAAUGUCGAUUUUUAAGGAAAAUGAAGGAGUAAGCCACUUGACACCCUAUCAUUUCGGUUCAAUGUGCUCAAACCGAGGUGUUGUUUCUUUUUUCAACAUCCGUCUUUUGCCUUUCGGAGAGGAGGCCAUUGAACUGCAGGAUGGGAGGUUCGACUUCCCGGACCGCCUUUUCUACAGCAUCGAAUCGGGUCUGGGUCUAGGAAAAGUCGAGUCCAGCAAUGAUUACAAAGAGUUGGUCCCCGAGCUGUUCACCACGGUUGAAGUUCUGAAAAAUGAGAACGGAAAUCAGUUUGGAGAGAGACAGAACGGGGAAGCUGUGAGUGACGUAGAAGUGCCCAAAUGGUGUUAUGUGGAUGGGAAACCAGUUCACGAGCAUUUCAUUUAUGUGCACAGACAAGCUCUUGGUGGGUUACACGGUCCGAUUCAUAUUUCACAAUCUCAUUUUUUCUGCAGAAUCUGAACAUGUACAAUCAAUGUUGCAUAACUGGAUUGACUUGGUCUUUGGGUACAAAGCACGCGGAAAAUCGGCACAUGACGCGGUGAACGUUUAUCAUCCAGCAGUGAGUUAUAAAACUAUGUAGAAUAACAUUCAAAUAGUCAUUUAAGGUAUAUCCGGGAAGCUCACCACCUCCCUCUUUCGAUCGUGUCAUGAUAAACGCGUACGAAGCGAACCAAAAGACGCUUGGCACAGCGCCAACUCAACUUUUCACUCAACCACAUCCAAAAAGAGAAGUUGUCCAGCAUCGGAUUGGCUCGAUUCGCAACAUUCAUCACUUGGCGUGAGAAUUGAAUUUCGAUGUGAAGUUAACCACAUUUGUUGUUUUAGAUUUGGAAAAGAGCUAACUAUUGGAGAAUAUGAAGUGACUGAGUGCGGAGAUGAAAGACAAACCUCUCAAAGAGUUUGGAAGAGGGUCAAAUCGUUAAAGUCACGAAUAUUUGACCGAAGCGAUCGUGGAGAAUCCGAAUGCAUUCAACUGUUUAGGAAGCUGAAAGAAAGUGAGUCUAAAAUAUCAGAUAAUCAUACCCGGAAAACUUUUCAGAAAAAGACAAGGACCUUGCGGAUGUGACUGUUAAAGCAAAGGAAAACACUUUGAUUUUGUCCGAUGGCACGUCGGAAUAUAAAAAGGAGCACACGAAGAAAGUGAUGGAAGUGAGUGCGGACGAUCAGUUUGUUGCUUGCCUUAUCCACCAAGGACCCAUCGAACUAUACAAAAUGUUCUACAAGUCAAGAGGAAAGUUAUCGAAAGUUGACAAAGCGAUGAGAGGCGAAUCUCAACUUCUGACAGCCGAUUAUUAUGGCACCAUACCAAUUCAAAAUGGCCAUUUCCUUUCCGUCGAUCUCUGUGCCUCAUUCGCGACUAUUUUCACAGUGCAUCAAGUGGAAAACAAGUCAGUUGUAUCUGUGUGGAACCUUCAUUCUCAACACAUUCGAGCUCAAUCUGAUGUCAAUGGUAUAAUGGAGUCGUGUGGAGUUUUGAAGAAUCUUGGAGAGCUCAUACUUGUGGAGAAGUGGAAUGGAGGGCAAGUUAAGUACGAGAAACAUUGGCGAGUUUAUGAGAGGAAAAUGUGCAGCGAAGUGGCGAAGAAGAAGAAAUAUAUCGGAAAACUGCCAUUUGAACAUACCGAACAGAUUCUGGCGAAGAUUAGUGUAAGUUUUAUACGCAAAAACGGCACAAUGUUGUUAGAAAAAUUGUCUUCGAAAACGUUUCCUUGUAGUUUUAACGCUGAAACCCAAUUCGGUCCGCAAGUCAUUUUUAUUGAAAUUUGUUGCAGGUUAACGCUAAGAUCCAGCUCACCAAGUACGUUUCUGAUAACAAAUUCAUUCACGACGGAGUUCUUUCAAUGGCACCCGAACCCGGAUUGGGCAUUCAGACUUUGGCGAUGAUCCGAAGUGACCACUCGAUUGCGCUGUUCGAAACCAUGACUUUGACUUUGAUGCGGGUUCUUGAGGUUGAGAACAGACAACAGUUCUGCCUCAGAGAGUAAGUGAAUUUGUGAAUAACCACAAUAACCAUUGUCUUUCCAGAUUACGUUACCAGGAUGACAAUACGCUAAUCGCUGUCUUCAAAGAGUCGCGGACUUUGCGGAAGAAGAAUAAGGAUCUCUACAAGAAUCUGGGAUCUACGCCACCUAUUAGGACGUGGCGUUUCCGUCCGAAAUUAUAG